CACACACACACACACACCACAGUGAUCUAUUUGCAGAGCGAGCUACCGCAAAGCUCGGUGCUCCGUGAUUGUGUUAAACGCAAGGGUUUGUUUCACGCUCUCAACCCGUUAACCUCGAACAAUGCUCCAAACAAGUCCACGGCGGUGUGUAAUCUACACCGGACGUUAACGACGAAGGGUAAACGGUGAAAACGAUAAUCUUAUGAUUGCAGGUCAACAAGAUUAACCCUUUACACGCCGCCUCGAGGAAUUCCGAAAAACCGAGACGGUUAUUUGAAGAAUGUGAGGACAUCUCGACGGCACCGCUUUGGUAAUGCGGUACUGGCAAACCGGGAAUUAUCCGUUAAUAGCCAUUGGAAUCACUGAACCGGGGGAAUAAGAAUGUUGUUGGGGAAGCGAACAUUCUACUGUCAAUCAACCGAAUCCGCCUGAACAGAUCAAUGGAAGCUUGUGCGUCGUUACCGACGGAGAAUUAAACAGGGACGCGACAAUAACCGUCACUCUGCUCUCAUAUUCAGUGUUUGACUGAAGAAGCACUGACACUCCGCGCGCUCCUACCCAGACUCUCAUGAAACCACAGACACCUUCCACGACCAAGAAUCGUGCUCGUGGGCGUUUACCGUGAGAAGAAAGGGUAGAGUUGUCCGUCAGUGUUGUGAGUGGCGAGGAUGGCGGCCGUGGUGAACUACUCUCCGCCGUGGUGGGUCAGCUUGCUGCACCGACUACCGCACUUCAACCUGCAGCUAGAGACGGUUAGCAGUGAUUUCAGACCCGAGGACUCCGAGUACCAGCAGUCGGUGCUGUUGCUAGGCGCUGUGGCUUUGCUGUGUCUGGCCUUGGACCUCCUGUUCCUCCUCUUCUAUUCCUUCUGGCUGUGCUGUCGCACACGCAAGAACCACGACACACACACACACGUUCACACACAGCAGCCUGGCCCUGACUGCUGCUGCACCGCCUGGUGUGUGAUCAUAGCCACGCUGGUUUGCAG
This is a messenger RNA of Osmerus eperlanus (European smelt), 988 nucleotides long. RefSeq names its product protein tweety homolog 3-like. Gene Ontology annotation, cellular component: plasma membrane. The annotation marks the transcript as partial. NCBI's taxonomy places the organism in Eukaryota, Metazoa, Chordata, Actinopteri, Osmeriformes, Osmeridae. Gene Ontology annotation, molecular function: intracellularly calcium-gated chloride channel activity; volume-sensitive chloride channel activity. The transcript has 3 exons. The record is from RefSeq and is a predicted model, not a curated record.